GAACAGAUCAUUAAUAUUCUCUCACAUGUGCGGUUUGUAGCUUUUAUAAAAAUGAAGAUGUACAGGAUCUAAAAUAACUUAUAAGAUAUUGUGUCGCAUAAAAAGUACCGAAAUGCAGGUUUCCGCUCCGAAUAAUAUAAAAAUCUAUAAUCUUAGCGCUGGGAAAUCUCUUCCUGAGUGGUUAUCUGAACGAAAACGAAGGACUUUAGUAAAAAAAGAUGUCGACAUACGACGGCGCAUAGAACUUAUUCAAGACUUUAGUAUGCCUGGUGUGAGUACGUCCAUUAGAGUUUCUAGAGAUGGGCAACAUAUUCUUGCAACAGGUAUUUACAAACCACGUGUGAAAUGUUUUGAUGUGCAAAACUUGUCAUUGAAGUUUGAGAGAUGCUUUGACUCUGAAGUAGUCACUUUUGAAGUAUUGUCAGAUGAUUAUAGCAAAUUAAUAUUUUUACAUUGUGACCGCAAUAUUGAAAUUCAUGCUGCUCAAGGAAAAUAUUUCAAACUCAGGAUACCACGAUUUGGAAGAGAUCUGAAAUAUCACUAUCCAUCAUGUGAUACUUUUAUUGUGGGUGAUAGUAAUGAGAUUUACAGGAUAAAUCUCGAACGUGGUCAGUUUUUACAAUCAUUUGAAACUGAAGCAAGUUCAAUAAAUAAAUGUGAUAUAAAUCCAUCACAUCAUUUGCUCGCGGUCGGUACACAGGAAGGAAAAGUUGAAGCUUGGGACCCAAGGAUGAAAAAGAAAGUUGGCAUAUUGGACUGUGCUCUACAUUGUAUUAUCCAUGAUAAGUUUGAAACAGUUCCUGCAGUCACAGCUUUGAAAUUUCAAGGAGGUUUGAACUUGGGAGUUGGCACAUCGACGGGGCAAGUAAUGUUAUAUGACAUAAGAUCCAGUAAACCAUAUUUAAUGAAGGACCAUAUGUAUGGCUUACCAAUCAGAAGUAUAGAGUUUUACGAAAAGAUGGAUCUUGUUUACUCUAUGGAUAGCUCCAUUGUAAAAAUAUGGGAGAAAAACAGUGGCAAGAUUUACACUUCUAUAGAGGCUCAGAAUGAUUUGAACGAUUUGUGCGUCAUACCGAACACUGGUAUGCUCCUAAUGGCUAAUGAAACUCCAAAGAUGCAGAUAUAUUACAUCCCUAGUCUUGGACCUGCACCUCCCUGGUGUAGUUUCCUCGACAACCUCACGGAAGAAUUGGAGGAGCUGAAUUACGAUAUUAUCUACGACAAUUACAAAUUUAUCACCGAGAAGGAAUUAGAAGAAUUGGAUCUUUUGCACCUAAAAGGCACAAACCUGCUGAGGGCUUACAUGCACGGUUACUUCAUGGAUGUACGAUUAUACAGGAAAGCAAGAGACGUAAUGAAACCGUUUGAAUUCGAAGAGUAUAAGAAGAAAAAAAUUCGAGAGAAGAUGAAGGAAGAAUGCGCUAACAGAGUACAGAUACAAAAGUUACCGAGCGUGAAUCAAGAGCUAGCGUUGAAAUUGAUGGACCAUGCGAACAACAAAAAUCGCAAGAAACAGGUGUCUUCCACUCUGCUGCAUGACGAGCGAUUCAAGGCUCUCUUCAGCAACCCCGAUUUCCAAGUCGACAAAAAUACCGAAGAAUACAUCCUAUUAAAUCCUGUUAUUUCUCAGCUUGAUAAGAGCAAGGCUAAAGAACUGAAGCAGCGAUUAGCGCAGGAAGAAAAGGACUCGCGGGCUAUUCCUGACGAAGAUGGAGCGCAAGGCAAUAACUCGGACGAGAGCGUCAAAUACGAUAGCUCUGAUAGCUCGGACGACGAGAAACUGUGGGCUAAAGAAGUGCGAAAGAAUUAUCGCUUGCUAAAGAAGAACGAGAGAGAGGAGGAGGAGGAGGAGCAAGAGAAUAGUGGGGAAGAGGAUAAUAACCCGGCCGCGAAGAAUGAGCCGAGGCUAGGCAAAAUUAGGAAUGGCGUGAAGUUCGAGGAGGGCGAGCCAACGACCAGGAGAAACAAAGCAUCGUUCUCGGACAGACUGAAGAACGAGGAGGUUCACAACGCGAAGGUGUCCGGUUCGCGCGGUUGUCGAGAAAUGACUUUUACCGUCGGCAAGAGAAAACGACCUAUGGAAGUGAAACAUCACAGGAAAGAGUUUAAACACCUGUUACGACCGGCAGGGAAUAUCUCCAAGAAGAGACGUCGUUGAUCUAUCGUCAAUGGAUUUUUGUUCAACGUAUAUUGUUAAUAUUUUUUAAUAAUAUGUAUACAAAGAUAACUUCGUA
Molecule: messenger RNA, 2234 nt
Organism: Harpegnathos saltator (Jerdon's jumping ant)
Lineage: Eukaryota; Metazoa; Arthropoda; Insecta; Hymenoptera; Formicidae
Product: lethal (2) 34Fd
Exons: 11
Coding region: 113-2158 (681 amino acids)
Biological process (GO): maturation of SSU-rRNA from tricistronic rRNA transcript (SSU-rRNA, 5.8S rRNA, LSU-rRNA)
Cellular component (GO): small-subunit processome; nucleus; nucleolus
Molecular function (GO): protein binding
Source: RefSeq, a predicted model, not a curated record